CCCCUCGGAGCUGCAAGGACCAGCUACGAUUUGCCGGAGGAGACCUAGCCGAUUCAUUGGGAUGCGCGCGGGCACGCACGGGGGCGUUGCCUUCCAUUCACUCGGCGCUUGGGACAGCCAGCGCGCAUGCGUCGUAAGACGGCGCCGGGUACCGAGAGUACCCCUGCGAAGCGCAAAGCGCACUUUGGGCGGCUCCCGCCGGCUAGCUGGGCAGUGGCGCGCGCGGGCGCGCGCGCGGGGCACAGGCGUGGCUUUCUUAAUCAGGUGGGCUCGGAUUGGACGACGUAAGCACAAGGACGCCAUGGCCGAGCCCCUGAAGGAGGAUGACAGCGAGGACGGCUCUGGAGAGCCUCCCGGGCCGGUGAAGGCGGAACCCGCCAACACCGCUGCCUCUGUAGCGGCCAAGAACCUAGCCCUGCUCAAAGCCCGUUCCUUCGAUGUGACCUUUGAGGUGGGGGACGAGUAUGAGAUCAUCGAGACCAUAGGCAACGGGGCCUACGGGGUCGUGUCCUCUGCACGUCGCCGUCUCACUGGCCAGCAGGUGGCCAUUAAGAAGAUCCCUAAUGCUUUUGAUGUGGUGACCAAUGCCAAGCGGACCCUCAGGGAGUUGAAGAUCCUCAAACACUUCAAGCAUGACAACAUCAUCGCCAUCAAGGACAUCCUGAGGCCCACUGUGCCCUAUGGCGAGUUCAAAUCAGUCUAUGUGGUCCUGGACCUGAUGGAGAGCGACCUGCACCAGAUCAUCCAUUCCUCGCAGCCACUCACGCUGGAGCACGUGCGCUACUUUCUGUACCAGCUGCUGCGGGGCCUCAAGUACAUGCACUCAGCUCAGGUCAUCCACCGUGACCUCAAGCCCUCUAACCUGCUGGUGAAUGAGAACUGUGAGCUUAAGAUCGGUGACUUUGGCAUGGCACGUGGCCUGUGCACCUCGCCUGCUGAGCACCAGUACUUCAUGACCGAAUAUGUGGCCACACGCUGGUACCGUGCCCCUGAGCUCAUGCUCUCACUGCAUGAGUACACACAGGCUAUUGACCUGUGGUCUGUGGGCUGCAUCUUUGGUGAGAUGCUGGCCAGGCGCCAGCUCUUCCCAGGCAAAAACUACGUGCACCAGCUGCAGCUGAUCAUGAUGGUGCUGGGCACCCCAUCACCAGCAGUGAUUCAAGCUGUAGGGGCUGAAAGGGUGAGGGCGUAUAUCCAGAGCCUGCCACCACGCCAGCCUGUGCCCUGGGAGACAGUGUACCCAGGUGCUGACCGUCAGGCCCUCUCACUGCUAGGGCGUAUGCUGCGUUUUGAGCCCAGUUCCCGCAUCUCAGCAGCUGCCGCCCUUCGCCACCCCUUCUUGGCCAAGUACCAUGACCCUGAUGAUGAGCCUGACUGUGCUCCACCCUUUGACUUUGCCUUUGACCGUGAAGCCCUCACCCGGGAGCGGAUUAAGGAGGCCAUUGUGGCCGAGAUUGAGGACUUCCAUGUGCGGCGUGAGGGCAUCCGCCAGCAGAUACGCUUCCAGCCUUCCCUGCAGCCUGUGGCUAGUGAGCCUAGCUGCCCCGACAUUGAAAUGCCCAGUCCCUGGGCUCCCAGUGGGGACUGUGCCAUGGAGUCACCUCCGCCAGCCCCACUGCCAUGUCCUGGCCCUGUACCUGACACCAUUGAUCUGACCCUGCAGCCACCACCCCCACCGGCCAGUGAAGCAGCCCCUCCAAAGAGGGAAGGUGCCAUCUCAGACAACACCAAGGCGGCCCUCAAAGCUGCCCUGCUCAAGUCCUUGCGGAGCCGGCUCAGAGAUGGCCCCAGCGCCCCGCUGGAAGCACCUGAGCCUCGGAAGCCCGUGACAGCCCAGGAGCGCCAGCGGGAGCGGGAGGAGAAGCGGCGGCGGCGGCAGGAACGAGCCAAGGAGCGGGAGAAGCGGCGGCAGGAGCGGGAGCGCAAAGAGCGGGGGGCUGGGGCCUCUGGGAUCGCCUCUACUGAUCCUCUGGCUGGGCUGGUGCUCAGUGACAAUGAUCGCAGCCUGCUGGAGCGCUGGACCCGCAUGGCCCGGCCCCCAGCCCCCACCCCAGCCCCAGCCCCGGCACCAGCCCACACCCCAGUACCAACACCCCCUCCAGCCCAGCCCACCAGUCCUCCAGCUGGCCCAGUAGCCCAGCCCACUGGCCUCCCACUACAGCCUGCAGGCUCCACCCCUGGCCCUGCUCCACAGCCUGCUUGUCCACACCCUGGUUCUGCUCCCCACCCUGCCGGCCCUCCUGGGCCACUCCCUGGCCCUGCUCCACUCCAAACUACCACCUCUUCCAGCCUCCUGGCCCCUCAGUCGAUUGUGGCACCACCUGGGCUGCCUGACCCCAGCACCCAGGGUUUUUUGCCUUACUUCUCAUCUGGCCUACGCCCUUCAGAUCUCAGGGGGCCCCCUCAGCCCUCCACCUCAGAGUCACCCGAUGUCAACCUGGUGACCCAGCAGCUGUCCAAGUCUCAGGUGGAGGAUCCCUUGCCCCCCGUGUUCUCAGGCACUCCAAAAGGCAGUGGGGCUGGCUAUGGUGUUGGCUUUGACCUGGAGGAAUUCUUAAACCAGUCUUUCGAUAUGGGCGUGGCUGAUGGGCCACAGGAUAGCCAGGCAGACUCAGCCUCGCUCUCAGCCUCCUUUCUUGCUGACUGGCUCGAGGGCCACGGCAUGAACCCUGCGGACAUUGAGUCCCUGCAACGUGAGAUCCAGAUGGAUUCCCCAAUGCUGCUGGCUGACCUGCCUGAACUCCAGGAGCCCUGAGGCCCACAGCCUGUGCCUUGCCAGGGGCAGACCCAGCUCCACAGCCUACACGAGCGUUCCCAAGGGCUGGAGCCUUGGGCCCAGCAGGGGACGCUCAGCUUGGAUGACUGCAGGUUCAUCUCAGACUCACCCUUCAGCCUUAAGUUGCCACCUGAGCCACCACCAAGCCAUGGCAGGUUCGGAAAAUCCCUACUCCCCAAGUGAUCCUUGUAUUGUACUUAUUAUUACAUAAUUUUAUUAUUAAUUGGUCUUUCUGCCAUCAAAAUGAGGUCUGUGAAAUAUCACAUCCCCUAUAGCACCU
Hipposideros armiger (great roundleaf bat) is the source of this 3056-nucleotide messenger RNA. RefSeq names its product mitogen-activated protein kinase 7 (gene MAPK7). The transcript has 7 exons. NCBI's taxonomy places the organism in Eukaryota, Metazoa, Chordata, Mammalia, Chiroptera, Hipposideridae. Bases 62 to 2755 code for a protein of 897 amino acids. Gene Ontology annotation, molecular function: MAP kinase activity; ATP binding. Gene Ontology annotation, biological process: protein phosphorylation. The record is from RefSeq and is a predicted model, not a curated record.